This is a messenger RNA of Gigantopelta aegis, 4191 nucleotides long. Its product is annotated as nitric oxide synthase-like protein. Gene Ontology annotation, molecular function: calmodulin binding; heme binding; flavin adenine dinucleotide binding. Bases 16 to 3966 code for a protein of 1316 amino acids. The record is from RefSeq and is a predicted model, not a curated record. The transcript is spliced from 27 exons. NCBI's taxonomy places the organism in Eukaryota, Metazoa, Mollusca, Gastropoda, Neomphalida, Peltospiridae. Gene Ontology annotation, biological process: nitric oxide biosynthetic process.
ACGAGGUCGACGGCCAUGGACGAGACGGUGCUCGACAACGGCUCACUCGGCUCCCCCAAGAUCGUGCUCACCAGUCCCAACAGUCCCGGACGAAAGAGCAUUGAAAUAUUUCAAGACAAUGAUGAAAUAACAGUUGUAAUUAAAGGAGACGUUAGAAUUAAAAAUGAAGGUAGCGAACCAGUAUCGCCAAAUAAGGUGGUUUUGAAUUCACCCACUAGCCAGAAUCAAAGUGGAAACAGUAUGGACAAUAUACUGAAUGGUCAUUUGUCUGAGGACGAGUCUAAGAAGACGGCCAGCGAGUUCAGGAAGAGUCCGUCUGUGGGCCGGAGACUGUCUGACCGCAGAGGGUCGUCUGCUAGUCCCAAGAAGUACACAAAGCUGAGGAAUCUUCUCGACGAAAAGACGACUGUUGAUCUGCUACAUCAAAAAAGUCACGAGGAAGUUCCAUGCACUCCAGAACGAUGCAUGGGAUCCAUCAUGGCCCACAUGACCAAGCGCCCUCCCGGUGUACCGCGGCCGAAAGAUGAGGUUAUAGUGGAUGCAAAAGAUUUCAUCGAUCAGUAUUAUCAGUCGAUCAAAAGGCUAAACACACCCGCUCACCUAAAACGGAUGGAGGAAGCGAUGUCAUCAAUCGAAUCUACUGGCACGUACGACCUGACCACGAGCGAGUUGACGUUUGGUGCAAAAACAGCAUGGAGAAACGCACCAAGGUGUAUUGGCCGGAUACAGUGGUCGAAACUACAGGUGUUUGAUGCUCGGCACAUUACAACAGCCAGGGGGAUGUUUGAAGCUAUCUGCAACCACAUCAAAUAUGGAACAAACAAAGGCAAUCUCAGAUCUUCUAUCACCAUCUUCCCCCAGAGAACAGAUCCCAAGAAAGACUACCGAGUGUGGAACGCCCAACUGAUUCGAUACGCGGGGUAUCGUCAGCCUGAUGGUAGUGUCAUUGGUGAUCCCGCUAACUGCGACUUCACGGAGGUGUGUAUCAAGAUGGGCUGGAAGCCUAAAGGAGGAAUGUUCGACAUUUUACCGCUCGUGCUGUCAGCUGGAGGUCAUGACCCCGAGAUGUUUGAGAUUCCGUCAGAGCUGAUUUUGGAAGUCCCCAUUAAACACCCCAAAUAUCCUUGGUUUGCAGACCUCGGCUACAAGUGGUACGCGCUGCCGGCUGUGUCUAUGAUGGUGUUCGACUGUGGAGGUAUUGAGUUCCCCGCCAGUCCCUUCAAUGGCUGGUACAUGGGAACAGAAAUAGCGGCACGAGACUUUUGUGACGUCACCCGCUACAACGUCACAGAGACGGUGGCUAAAAAGAUGGGACUGGACACGCGGAAAACGUCAUCUCUGUGGCAAGACCGGGCCUGUGUGGAAGUGAACAUCGCAGUCUUGUAUAGCUAUCAGUCUGCAGGUGUUAGUAUUACUGACCAUCACGCAGCCUCGGAUUCAUUCAUUAAACACCUGGAAAACGAACAGCGGCUGCGCGGAGGGUGUCCCGCUGAUUGGGUGUGGGUCGUUCCUCCAAUCAGCGGCAGUCUUACACAGGUGUUUCAUCAGGAAAUGCUCAUGUACAAGUUGAAGCCAUCCUAUGAAUAUCAGGAAGAUGCGUGGAAAUCACACGUGUGGAAGAAAGACAGAGAGAGAACAAGCAAAUCAUUUGACAGGCCAAAACGAAAAUUUGGUUUUAAGGAGUUGGCCAGAGCUGUCAAAUUUUCAGCCAAGUUGAUGGGAAAAGCUCUAGCCAAACGAGUUAAAUGCGUCAUACUUUAUGCAACAGAGACUGGUAAAUCAGAAAGAUUUGCCAGAACUACGUGUGAAAUAUUCAAGCACGCCUUUGAUGCUAAGGUGAUGUGUAUGGAUGAAUAUGACGUCAUCCAUCUUGAGCACGAGGCACUAGUUCUGAUUAUCAGCAGUACGUUUGGAAACGGAGACCCGCCAGAAAACGGAGAGACGUUUGCAAAUGCUCUUCUGGAACUGAAGAAUGCCGAUGGAUCCAAUAGCGAGAACAUGAAAACGGCUUCCUACAUCCGGAUGAGUUCACUGAGUGAAAAGGAAGUCAAGAUGAAUGGCACAAAGCCCGAUGCAGACGACAACCUGACAAUGGACAGCGGCCCGUUAGGAAAUGUCAGAUACUCGGUGUUUGCGCUCGGCUCGCGAGCCUAUCCCAACUUCUGUGCGUUUGGCCAUUACCUUGACAACGUGUUGCAUGAGCUGAGUGCCGAGAGAAUCGUCUCGGUGGGGGAGGGGGACGAGAUCUGCGGUCAGGAGGAGUCGUUCAGAAACUGGGCUCAGGAGGUCUUCAAGGCUGCGUGUGAAACCUUCUGUCUAGGUGAUGACGUGAACAUGUCCGAGGCUACAGACGCCUUGUCAAACACAGACCUCAACUGGUCUGCCGCCAAAUUCAGAAUCACACCGCUCGAAAAGGAGAAAGAAGUUGACAUAUGUGAAGCUUUAUCCAAACUGCACUCGAAGUCCAUUCGACCUUGCAAACUGGUAGAAAGAAUUCAACUACAGAGUACCGAAUCUCCACGGCAGACUAUUUUGGUGAAAUUGGAUCACGGUGGGGCGGUGGAAUUACUGUAUCACCCAGGCGACCAUGCAGGCAUAUAUGCAGCCAACCCACCUGAGUUGGUCAAUGCUAUACUGGCUCGACUUCAUAAUGCACCACCUCCAGACCAAGUUAUCCAAGUGGAAAUUCUUCAAGAAAAGACAACUCCAUUAGGUACAACUAAGGCGUGGACACCAUUCGAGAAAAUGCCGAGAUGCAGUCUACGAACGGCAUUUACGCGCUACCUGGAUGUGACGACGCCCCCGUCACAGUCCCUGCUGCAGCUACUGGCUACACAGGCUUCACGUGACGCAGACCGCGAACACCUCGAGCAGCUGGCUACUGUGUCUCAGGUGUAUGAAGAAUGGAAGUACGACAAAACGCCAAACCUGCUGGAAGUUCUUGAUGAGUUUCCCUCGUUGAAGGUUCCUCCAUCGUUAAUUAUGACUCAGCUUCCACUGUUACAGCAGCGUUUCUACAGCAUCAGUUCAUCCCCACUGGUUACGCCAGACCAGAUCCACGCAACCAUAGCUGUAGUACGAUACAGAACACAAGAUGGUGCCGGUCCCAUGCAUGAGGGUGUGUGCUCCGGAUGGCUGAACCGUUGUGAGAUAGGAGAAAUGGUCCCAUGUACAGCGAGAGCAGCUCCUACCUUCCGAAUGCCAGAGGAUAUGACGUUGCCGAUCCUCUUGGUGGGACCAGGCACAGGAAUAGCUCCAUUCAGGAGUUUCUGGCAGCAGAGAAAAAUUUAUAUGGAGAUGCAUUCAGUUCCUACAAGUGGUGAUAAGAAGGGAUGGGGUGAGUUUAAGCUAUACUAUGGUUGUCGUAAACGAACAGAAGACUACAUCUUCGAGGCCGAGCUAAAGCAGAUGAAAGCAGAUGGGGUCCUUACGGACUAUUACACUGCUUUGUCAAGGCAGCCAGGAAUGCCCAAGGUCUACGUUCAGGACCUUCUCCUGCAAAACGCCGCGGACGUCUUCAACGCCAUCGUCAAAUGUGGAGGACACUUUUACGUGUGUGGAGAUGUUGCCAUGGCGUCAGAUGUUACCACAACGUUAGAAAAAAUUCUUCAGAAAGAAGGUGACAUGACAACGGAAAAUGCGAAGAAAUUUAUCCUCAAGCUUAGGGAUGCCAGUCGAUUCCAUGAAGACAUUUUCGGCGUUAGCAUUCAGAGAAACUUUCAGAAGACUGAGCGAUCACGUGACCAAUCUCAGAGAGCAAUGCAGUACAUAAAUUCUACCGGGAAAGUGUCGAAGCCAGAUGCUGUUAAGACGAUUGCAACCCCUAUCCGAACUGUGGAUCGAAGAUAUGGUGCGUCUAAGCCGAAGGCACCGACUAAAAACGUGUUUAUGAAACAUAGAAUUGAACCUGAAGGAGAGAGUGGUAACACAGCUAUGACAUCAGAGAAAUCGGGGAAAAGGACGUGAGUUUUGUGAUAUGAAGUCACAGACACAGACUUGCAGACUGGUUACUGAUUCUGUGAUAUGAAACUUGCUGAAGGCGGAUAUGACAUCGUACCAAAAAUAUGUUGAACGUAAUGUGGUAUAUCAGUCUGGACACUAUUCGCUGUAGGUGACUGGAGAGGAGGAACAAAAUAAGUGUGUUUAAUUUAACUACAUAACAUUGACUUAGACAGUUCAAUUAUGAAUGUU